UUACGUACGCAGUACGCAGGUGUGUGAGCAGCAGGAGGUGUGCGCAGCGCCAAACUGAAACUUUUUACGCACCGUGCCCCCGCUUCCCAUUCACAUCUUUCUCUUUUCCUCUCGUGGAUUGAACACCUGCGCACCGACUGCUGCAGCCGAUUACAAUGGAUUAACGUUUCCUCUGGAGUCAUGCUCACGGUCUUGGUUGGUCUUGGCUCCCGCCGCCGAGUCCUCGCAGGGAACCGAUCCGACUUGGAUGCCCUCCAUUCCCGUUUCCUUUCCGCAUUCCCGCAGCCGCCGUGCGCGAUGCAGGCGUGGAGCUCAGAUCCGUGAUCUCAACAGAAAAAAAACCGGUUCCUCCGGCUAAUCUACCCAACUAUUGCUGGCGGUGCAUUAUGUUUCUAGCCAAAGGAAGAGAGGAAGCCCAGAGGACUGCACGGCUGCUCGCUGUAGGCUGUAAAAGGCCGUUUUCAGCGCACUGAGAAAGCCUGAACCGCGUUUUAUUGAUCGGUGUCACGAUAAAACCUGGAAUAACCCCGCCGCCGCGCUCCUUCAUGUCCCGGGAUGGAGGGCUGCUGUCGCACCUGUAUGCCGUGUUUGAGCCGGCUCUGGAACUGCCUAUGGCCGGACUUCCGCGACCCAGACGUCCCCAACAACAACCAUGUCAUCGCCAACCCGGCCGCGCAGACGGCGGAGAUCCGCACCGUGUCCGGUGACAUUCGCGUCCCGUCGCCCAAGAAGCGGCCGGUGCAGCUUUACGCGGCGCUCUUCGACUUCGAGGCCCGCAGCGACGACGAGCUGACGGUGAAGGAGGGGGACAAGCUGUCGGUGAUCGAGAAGCGGGGGGAGUACGUGCUGGCCAAGAAGCUGACGGGGUCUCUGGAGUCCGGACUGAUCCCGGCCAACUACGUGGCUCUGCUGCAGGACGAGUUCGCCAAACACAAGUGGUACUAUGGGAAUAUAAACCGUGUGAAAGCUGAGAAGCUGCUGCUGGCUUCCCAAAACAAAGAUGGCUCCUUCCUAGUUCGCAUCAGUGAGAGUCACAGUGACGAGUACACAAUCUCUGCCCGAAAUGAGGGGGCAGUGUACCACUUCAGGAUCCAGCGCUCCACCAUCGGGGCGUACUUCGUCUCAGAUAAGAUCUCCUUCUCUACGCUGGGAGAGCUGAUCUCCUACUACCAGAAAUACCCUCGCAGCCUGGGAGUGCUGCUGGAGGAGCCCUGCACCCAGCAGCGGGAGCUGUUCGACAUGGAGCCCUGGGAGAGACCCCGAGAGGAGUUCAGACUCCACAACAAACUGGGAGAGGGACACUUUGGAGAGGUGUGGGAGGCCAUGUGGACCAAGGAGAACAGGAAAGUGGCCAUAAAGACGCUGAAACGAGAGGACACGAAGCAGGAUGAGUUUGUGAAGGAGGUUCAGGCGUUGAAGAGCCUCCAUCACCCGAAGCUGAUCCAGCUGCUGGCCAUGUGCUCCAGAGGAGAGCCCGUCUACAUCGUGACCGAACUCAUGAGCAAAGGAAGCCUCAAGUCUUACCUCGCCUCUGCUGAAGGCCAGGUGCUGACAUCAGCUCAUCUGAUCUACAUGGGCAGUCAGAUCGGCGAGGGCAUGGCCUACCUGGAGGACCGAAACAUCGUCCACAGGGACCUGGCUGCCAGGAACAUCCUGGUGGGAGACGAUCUCAUCUGCAAGGUGGCCGACUUCGGACUGGCUCGGAUUAUAAGGGACAGUGUGUAUACAGCCAGCCGAAACACAAAGAUCCCGGUGAGGUGGACAGCUCCCGAAGCAGCGAUUUACCAGCGCUUCUCUGUAAAAUCAGAUGUCUGGUCGUUUGGGGUCCUGCUGUACGAGAUGAUGUCACGGGGCAAGAUGCCUUAUGAUGGAAAAAGCAACAAGGAAGUGUUGGAUCUGCUGUCAUCGGGGUUUCGGCUGCCCUGUCCAACGCGCUGUCCUCCCAAUAUUUACCGCAUCAUGAUGGACUGCUGGGCCGCUGAGCCCUCCAAGAGACCCUCCUUCCACGCCCUACACAGCCAAUUGGAUUCAAUAUAUGCCAGGAUCUAUUUUAAGACUAUAGAGGUAUAGAAAGAAGGAGAUAUGGAGGAAGAAGAGGACAGUGAGAGCCAAUCACCUGCAACUGGUCAUCGACCGCAGCAUGGACUGCAAAAUAUGAAAGGGAUAGGUGGAUGAGAAAUAGUAGGGAAGGACUAUUCUCCUCCCGCAUGAAAUCCACUUCCAAAACAGGGUAUAUGUACUUUAAAAACACCGAGGUGUGACAGGACAAAGAGAGGAGAGCAGCAGAAGCGAACAAACACAAGACGGAGAAGAUGCUCCCCAAAUCAAGGAGGAAAUAUAAGGAAUACUUCAUUUCUUAAGCUAAAAGAAAGCAAGGUGGACAAAUGAAAAAUUAAAAAAAAAUAUAUUCUAAGAAAACACUGAAAAAUAAAACCCUCUGCACAUUCACAGAACCAACUGUUUUUAAUUUUAUACCCUUUUGUGUUUUAUAAAUAAUAUUUUAUUACUGUGCCAUGUCUGAAUAUAUGCACUCUUUGAAAUGUUAUAAUAUCCUAUGUCAGGACUUAAAGUCAAUUGCCUGUCUUUUGACUGUGCUAAAAUCGAGGUUAUGUGCAAUAAUGAAGUGCUUGCUGGGUUUUUAGCCAUGCUAGCGGCGCAGUGCUCGAGAUGCUGAUGUGGCUCGCUCUGUUGGUUCACUUUGGGUUACAGUGAAAUAUCUCAACACAGGUUGAACUGAUUGUCAUGAUAUUUAGUACACACAUCACACUCCACAAAGGACGACUCUAACAACUCUGGUGAUCACAUUACUUUUCAUAUAGCGCCACCAUCAAGUCUUCUAUCUUGUUAUGAACUAAUGAACAAACUACCAUCAGAAUCAGCUGAUGAUUAAAUGAUAGGAUAGUUUAAAGGUAGCACUGAAUGAUUGCAGUGACCAAUGACGCAUGCAAGUAUCCAAAUCUAUCACUCAAAGGAAUAGUUUGACAUUUUGGAAUAUGCGCUUCUUUCCCCCCCUUUUUUUCAGAGUACAUGACCGUAGAUAAGAAGAUUGAAGGUUGUCUCUGAAGGCGUUUUCGGACCGGAGGAACUUUUUCAUUGUUCUAAGAACUGUCCUUUGCAUCAUGUCCGCACCGCAAGAACUAGUUCUUAAUAGGUGUUUCUUUUUUAGCUUUAGUAGAUACAAUCCCAGCACAUAAGGAACUUAAAGUGACAUAAGUGUACAGUGAUUGGUUUGAACACAUGAGCCAAUGCAGCACCGGCAUCCCAAGCACUUCCCAAAAUGUUGACCUAUUAGCUUUCAUGCCAACAAGAAUGCAAACAUGCUAAUGUUGCCAUGUUAGCUUCUCGAUGAACUCAUGCGCUAAGCGUUAGCGCUUUAGUAACCUAUUAAAGCUGGCAGUAAAUUGACAAUCGUUAGCAUGUUAGCACUUUUAGCAUGUCAGGAUUGAGCUCAAAACAGAUGAGCCUAAGUACAAUGGAGUCUGACAAGCUCUCAAGUCUGAGAUGUCCUAAAAUGGCCACUGUUCACAGGGUAACCCAUUUGAUUCUCUCCAUUUUUCAUCCUUCCAACAGUUUUUUUUCAUUUUCAUUGGGUCAUUAGCGUGGCUAAACACUGUCAGUCUUUUUAUUAACCACAAGCAUAAUGUAUUUAAUUCAGCAUGCCUUCUGUUACAGGAAUUCGAGAAGGUUUUUACAUAUCUAAUACAGAAUAGUAUGGGAAUUGUUUUCAUCCUCCUGUGAUAUUUUUUUGGGGGCUGACCCAAAGCCAGUGGGCCACAGAGCGUAAAGUGAUCAAACCUCUUUUAGAGGCCCACAGUGAUGGCCAGUUACAACUAGAGUGCCUAUGUUUACACCACAGACUGUCCACAGACUGUACUUCAAACCAUGGACUGUAAAGAAUUACAAAAAUUAAAAAACGAUGGCAAAAAGGCCUGCACAGUGAAUCAGACAUAUCCAGAAGGCUCUUUUUUGGGCGGGGGGGAGCAGGGUUGUUAAAUAAUGUUGCAAUGCAAUGCAAUUUGAGAACAAUGCAACUUUUGUCUUUUAUGCAUGAGAAUAUACAGCAGACAAAGCCAAGUUCAGGAAACUUUAGCCAUAAUCACCAAAUCACGAGAUUGAGUUGUAUGUGUUAGGCUGAGUGCCAUCAGGUACCAAACACCAGUAGUGCAAAGAAUAAAAUAUUUUAAGUAUUGUUUU
Molecule: messenger RNA, 4194 nt
Organism: Sander lucioperca (pikeperch)
Lineage: Eukaryota; Metazoa; Chordata; Actinopteri; Perciformes; Percidae
Gene: srms
Product: tyrosine-protein kinase Srms
Exons: 8
Coding region: 556-2070 (504 amino acids)
Biological process (GO): cell surface receptor protein tyrosine kinase signaling pathway; innate immune response; cell differentiation
Cellular component (GO): extrinsic component of cytoplasmic side of plasma membrane
Molecular function (GO): non-membrane spanning protein tyrosine kinase activity; signaling receptor binding; ATP binding
Source: RefSeq, a predicted model, not a curated record